CCGGCCACCCUUGUGUGUGUGUGUCUAGAGUUCGUCCUUGGUGCUGGUCUUCUUGGCCUUCUUGCCCUUCUUCUCCUCGUGGAUCCGCUUCAACUCAUCGUAGCUAUCCAACUGCACACACACACACACGCACACACACGUGAUGUGUGUGUGCGUGUUGGAUGGAUGGAUGGAUAGAUGGGAACAUACCAGUGCGCCGAGCUCUUCGAUCUUUUCUGUGGUGUCCUGCAUCCACUCGCGCCAGCCAGCAGUGUCAACAAAUGGCAGCUGCGCACACAACACACACACACACACACAUGCGUCCGUCCGUUCACCAAAGCCACACCAGCCCCCCCACCCACCUGUGGCUCCUUUGUAGCAGCGGCUUUGGUCUCGGUGAUUUCGACGGGCUUUGACGCGUUCUUCUUGAUGAACUUGAUGAUGCCCUUCUUGGUGCGGUCGCCCUCGUACGGGAUGGGCUUCUUCUCGCCCGCCUUGACGUAGAAGAUGGUAGGGAAGCCCUCGUACUGGAAGUCGGAGUGCGCCACCUCGUUGGCCGUCCCGUCCACUGUCACAAUCACACACGAUCGUGUUGGUGUGUACCGGUAAGCGGUGUAGCUUCCGUACGUUUGGCGAGCAUGAUGUGUUCGUUCUUGGCGAGCAUCUCUGCGACAGCGUUAUACUGGGGCUCCAACUUCUGCACACACACACACACACACACACGUGGGAGGGAGAAGGAGGCAUGAAGGGGUGAGAGAGCGUGUGUGUGUGUGUGAUGCUUGCCUUGCAGUGUCCACACCAGGGCGCGUACACCUCCAGCAUCACAUCCUUGUCGGCGUGGAACACCUAAGCAACGAACCAACGAAACCAACCAAGGAAGAGACGUAUCCGGUGUGUUUGGUAUGUCCUGCUCGAUCGGCCAUUGGACGGACAGACGGACCAUUUCAUCAAAGUUCUUGCCGACGACCACCUUGACGGGCUCAUCGUUGGUCUCGGGGAUGGGCUGCGACUUGAGGAAGGGCUCCACCUUGCCGGCGCGGACGUCCUCGAUGAACUGCUUGAUGGCGCUCUUCUCUAUCGCCGGGCCCGUCCAACGAUACCUGCGCACACACACACACGACAGAGAGGCUCAGAAUCCCGCUUGCGUGUGUGGCGCCCCCUCUCUCUCUCUCUCUCUCUUUGGUUGUGUUGGGUGUGUACUUCUUGUCCUCCUUUGUAGUGAUAACCAUGGCGGGGUAGUCGUCGUCACUGAUGCCGAGGAAACUCUCGACUGCAACGGAGAGGGAGGACAUAACAAGACCAUGCUCUCUCGCACCGAGCUAGGCCCGCCGGCCGGCCUACAGGGUUUGCUUUGCUCACCGUGUUCGCCGAACUGUUGGGUGUCUAGCCAGACGAAGCUGUACUGGGGAUACUCCUUGGCCAUUGCGCGGAAGAUAGGCGUCACCGCCGUCACGUUAGCCUGGUUGCUCUUCUCCAUCUUGACACACACCCACGCUAUGCCUGCAGGCAUCACACACCACACCACACACCGGACACAUAUACGAGUUGUCUGUGUAGAUGUGCGGGUCUGUGUGUGUGUGUGUGACCGACCCUCUCUCUUUCGCUCGUCGUAUGACUGGAAGUUCUCAGCGUUGAUCUCGCCGAAGAGGUGGAAGCGCUCCUCCUCAACCCAGGCGCCGAGUUCCUCUGCAUCGGCGGCCCCGCUGUACACAAUCGGGGCGUCCUCGCCCUUGCGGUGGAUCACGAUCUGACGGAUAAAUGAAUGGACUCACACCAGGCGCGUGGACGGUGUGUCGGGCCCUGGGAAUGUGUGUGUGUGUGUGUGAUGGGUGUGUGCCUGCCUUGUUCUGGUUGUCGUCGAUCUGGACGAACUUGGCUGCCAUCCUCAUGAGGUCUGCGACCUCCUCGAACACCUUGUAGAGGCUGUGGGACUUGUCGGUGAACUUAGCAGACACCACCACCUGCACACGCCGCCCAGACAAUACCCCCCCCAUUCAGGCCAACACACACAGAGAGACAAACACCCCUACUGACCGUUUCGGUGUCGAUCAUGGUCUUGAACUCGUCCUUAGUCAUGUUCGUGACGGCAGGUCCCGUCUGCUUCUCCAGCCACUCGACGAUGUCGCUGCUAGUGCGGCCACCGUCAUACUCCUACAGGAAGGACACCACGCAGACACACACAAGGAGUCAUGGGUGGGUGGCUGAGCACCUGCACGUGCAGGUACCUGUACCUGUGGUUUGCCCUUCUUGAAGAACUUGAUGGUGGGGAAGCCCUGCACGUCGAACUCCUGGGCCAGCUUCUCCUCUACUGUCGCGUCAACUGCACACACAAAGUCAGUCAUCACACCACAGAGAUGUCACUUUGAGCAUCCUGGAUCGCAUCACAUGCCGCUUCGCUUCAUGAGUACCCACCCUUUGCGAGUGGUAUCUUGCCCUUGAGUUCCUUGGCGGCUUUCUCGUACUCGGGUGCCAACUGCUUGCAGUGACCACACCUGCACACACAUGGAAGGAUGGACGACAUAUCAGACAACACCACACUCACGGCAGAUGCGGAUGGAUGUCGCCUGGCUCCCUAUAGUGCCGUGCGCAUUUGCGUCAACGCGGCACCUACACAUGCAGGCUAUCGCUGUUGGCACACGACACUCUAACCGAACAACCUCAUGAGGCGGGAGGCCACCCUACUACUCGCAGUCGCAUGUGCCGUGCGCACCUAUCUCCUUCCCUCCCUCUCUCCCUCCCUCCCUCCCUGUGUCCCUCCCUCCCUGCCCGCCUGAUGGGCUCACCAAGGAGCGUAGAACUCCACUGCACGCGCACACACACGCACGACAGCGCAGGCAAGUCGAGCGGUUGUCAGUGUCUGGCCUUGCAAAGCGUGUGGCGUGUCGGGUAUACGAACGUACCGAGGCUGAUGGGAUUCUCGUCUAUGAAGGGCUUGAAGGUAUCCUGCGUCAGCGAGACCACCGCCUCGUCAGCAGCAGCAGCCAAGAGGGCAAGCGAGGCCACCAGGCCACACACACCGACGCGAACCAGCAUCUGAACCACGUAGUCACUUGGAUCUGUGCGGAUCUCUCCUCCUCUCCACCAUAUGCGUGCGCUCUCUGCGCUCACCACGUUCGUUCUGACGAUAUCCCGGCGUGUGCAGAUCUUCCCUCGUCGUGUACUCUUUCCACCCGUGUGAUGGCUGUGCGUCCUUCUCCUCUUUCACCUCCCUGAUUUGCGAGCUCGGAUCUUUGGCCGGGAAGUCUGGCCAACAGCGAGGAUGGAUGUCAGGUGGGUUUCAUUGUUGUCGGCGUCACCCUUGCCCUCGUCAGUGCACUGGUGCUGGUCAGCUCCUGCAUCUACCUUGCACGGGCAGGGACGUCUGUUCGACGGCAAUCUCCGACAGAACUUGAAGGGAACAUGGGGGCAU
Molecule: messenger RNA, 3388 nt
Organism: Vitrella brassicaformis
Lineage: Eukaryota; Vitrellaceae
Source: the annotation of a GenBank genome assembly